Messenger RNA from Symbiodinium natans, 378 nucleotides. The record is from the annotation of a GenBank genome assembly. Lineage: Eukaryota; Dinophyceae; Suessiales; Symbiodiniaceae.
AUGGAUGCUUCCUGGGCAGCUGCUUUUGGCGCUGAGCCCCAAACAGCAGCAAAGCGCUGGCUGAUUCACACCACCAAGUCGUUGAUCAUCAUCCGAGAUCACCCCGGCUUCGCAGGCCAAAGGACCUCCGAGAUCCAGUUUCUUGGAAUAGCCUGCAGGACGGGUGCGGCGCGAGAGGGGAAGGACACGGCUGAUGGCUUCAAGCAGAAGCUUGUCAGUUUGUGCGCCACAGGCAAGCCCCUCGAUUGCCUUGCCAUCCUCGGAAUCCUCACCUACAACCAGGAUCUUUUCCUCCUCGUGGCGACGGAAGCCGUGCCCAUAGUCCUUCGGCCGCAAGGUUACAAUCAAUUGCAGCAAGAGCCAGGUCAUUUCCCCUAA